This is a messenger RNA of Capsella rubella, 1279 nucleotides long. Its product is annotated as 1-aminocyclopropane-1-carboxylate oxidase 3. The transcript is spliced from 4 exons. The coding region runs from base 69 to 1037 and encodes 322 amino acids. The record is from RefSeq and is a predicted model, not a curated record. NCBI's taxonomy places the organism in Eukaryota, Viridiplantae, Streptophyta, Magnoliopsida, Brassicales, Brassicaceae.
UCAAGUAUCAGAAACUCAAGUUGUCAGUAAAAUACAGAGAGUUUACAGAGAGAGAGAGAGAGAGAGAGAUGGAGAAGAACAUUAAGUUUCCAGUUAUAAACUUGUCUAAGCUCAAUGGUGAAGAGAGAGACCAAACCAUGGCUUUGAUCGACGAUGCUUGUCAAAACUGGGGCUUCUUUGAGCUGGUGAACCAUGGACUACCAUAUGAUCUAAUGGACAACGUUGAGAGGAUGACAAAGGAACACUACAAGAAACAUAUGGAACAAAAGUUCAAAGAAAUGCUUCGAUCCAAAGGUUUAGAUACUCUUGAGACCGAAGUCGAAGAUGUUGAUUGGGAAAGCACUUUCUACCUCCGUCAUCUCCCUCAAUCUAAUCUCUACGACAUCCCUGAUAUGUCAAACGAAUACAGAACGGCGAUGAAGGACUUUGGGAAGAGGGUGGAGAAUCUAGCAGAAGAGCUGUUGGAUUUGUUGUGUGAGAAUCUUGGAUUGGAGAAAGGGUACUUGAAGAAGGUGUUUCAUGGGACAAAGGGUCCAACUUUUGGGACAAAGGUUAGCAACUAUCCACCAUGUCCUAAACCAGAGAUGAUCAAAGGGCUUAGGGCUCACACGGAUGCAGGAGGCCUCAUUUUGCUAUUUCAAGAUGAUAAGGUCAGUGGUCUCCAGCUUCUCAAAGACAAUGAUUGGCUUGAUGUUCCUCCUCUCAAGCAUUCCAUUGUCAUCAACCUUGGUGACCAACUUGAGGUGAUAACAAACGGGAAGUACAAGAGUGUAAUGCACCGUGUGAUGACACAAAAAGAAGGAAACAGGAUGUCUAUCGCGUCGUUCUACAACCCAGGAAGCGAUGCCGAGAUCUCUCCUGCACCAUCUCUUGUGGUGGAUGACAAAGACUCAAAGUACCCGAGCUUUGUGUUUGACGACUACAUGAAACUCUAUGCGGGACUCAAGUUUCAGCCCAAGGAACCAAGGUUCGAGGCGAUGAAGAAUGCUGCAGUAGCCGCGGAGUUAAAUCCCGUGGCAGCCGUCGAAACAUUCUGAACUGGAUGUGGGAUACUCUUAUGAAGGCUACAAAGAUAUGAAGAUAACAAAAAUAUGGGUUUGAUAUGGUGUGGUAUUAGUAAUUUCAAUAAGUGAAAAAGAGUGUUUAAGGAUUGAUAAUGUUAGUAAAAUCUAGUGUGUGUUAACUAACCAUUAAGCAAGCGUGGGAGUGCUUUUUUUUGUAUGCAAUAAUUGUGUGGUUUAAAUAUCGAAGAUGAAUGAAACUAAGAGGGUUACAUACA